Molecule: messenger RNA, 1100 nt
Organism: Cyclopterus lumpus (lumpfish)
Lineage: Eukaryota; Metazoa; Chordata; Actinopteri; Perciformes; Cyclopteridae
Product: thiosulfate:glutathione sulfurtransferase
Exons: 4
Coding region: 95-454 (119 amino acids)
Cellular component (GO): mitochondrion
Molecular function (GO): thiosulfate-cyanide sulfurtransferase activity
Source: RefSeq, a predicted model, not a curated record
CGCCUUUCCUCUGCAGCCAAUGACUGCUCACUAAACAAUGAGAGGAAGAAGAUGUAUUUCAAAUUAACAGCGUGUGAAAUUACCAAUAAGCAGAAUGGCGAGCUCAGUCACCAAGGAUAUCUCCUUUGAGGAUCUGAAAGCACUCCUGGGAAAGAGCAAGAAUCUCUUGCUGGUCGAUGUUCGCACUAAAGAGGAAGUGGAUAAAGGACACAUUCAAGGAUCUGUUCACAUCCCACUUGAUACAGUAGAUGCCGCUCUUUUAAUGGCGCCAGAUCAAUUCAAGGCCAAGUACGGAGUAAGCAAGCCACUGUUUGAUGCGCCAGAGCUGGUGUUUCACUGCAUGAUGGGCUUGCGAGCCAGAGCUGCCACAACCAAGGCCUACGAACUUGGAUACGUGAAUGCACGAAAUUAUACCGGAGGAUACAAGGAGUGGUCUGAGAAAGAGAAACAGUGAUUUGUGUUGGAGGAAAGUUUCAUAUAUAGUUAAAUUGUGAAUUUAAAACCCAACAACAUCUUCUUGUACUGUUUUUCUUGUAAUAUUUCAUUGUAUUAAGAUAUAUGACUUGUUAUUAAUGUAAUACAUUAUAAUAUCUUCUCAGAUUAACGUGUAUUUGUGGGGAUCAUUUCAGAGAGCUGAAUGUCUAGACAUGCAAAAACAGGAGAGAAAAUACACUUUAUGCUAAAAAGAUUUGCACAGUUGUGGCAUCCAAUGUUGUACAAACAGACGUAUACAGAAGAAAAACACAGCGAAGGAAGACGACUCAAGAAAAACAACUUGUGACUGGGCCUUCAGUAAAAACCAUGUCCUCAAUAGAUCCUGUAAUGAAAAUAUAUUGAAAAUUAUGAAAAUACAGGGCAGUAACUAACGUGCAAGAUUUGUUUUAUUACUUUGCAGUCAAUUCUUUUUUUUAAAUUGUAUUUGAUUGGCAUAUCUUCUGUUUUCGCAGUGUUUUUUUUAAUGUUUUUUAUUUACUUAAUUUAGUUUUAAUGACCAUAAACAUUUAGAUUUGGCUGGUGGAAUCGGACCUCAGUAUUUCUAAAUUCCUGACUACUUUUAGGGCGCUUUAAGGUGCCUGAUUACAAUAAACAAUUCAACGUUU